UACGUACAACGGUUGCAACCCUACAACUUAAGGCGUGAAGUUGGCUACGAUUUUCUUUUCCUUUUCUCUGAACGCUGCUAAAAUGAAAGCCAAGGGACAGUUGAAAGAAUACGAAGUGAUUGGCCGCAAGUUGCCAACCGAGAAGGAGCCACAAACUCCUCUAUACAAAAUGCGUAUCUUCGCCCCGGAUAACAUCGUGGCCAAGUCGCGUUUCUGGUAUUUCUUGCGCCAACUGAAGAAGUUCAAGAAAACUACUGGUGAAAUUGUGUCGCUUAAACAAGUAUAUGAAACUUCCCCAACCAAAAUUAAGAAUUUUGGCAUUUGGUUGCGUUACGACUCGCGUUCCGGUACACACAACAUGUACCGCGAGUACCGUGAUCUGACCGUUGGCGGUGCAGUGACACAGUGCUAUCGUGAUAUGGGUGCCCGUCAUCGUGCUCGUGCGCAUUCAAUUCAAAUCAUAAAGGUUGACUCAAUCCGAGCCAGCAAGACUCGUCGUGUGCACGUCAAGCAAUUCCACGACUCGAAGAUCAAGUUCCCAUUGGUGCAAAGAGUACACCACAAGGGCAACAGGAAAUUGUUCUCAUACAGAAAACCAAGAACCUACUUCCUGUAAACUAUGGGUGACUUAUUUUUUAGCUUUUUGAUUUAAAAUAAAAAGAGAGUCGUUAAUAUCUUGACUUGUGUAAAAUAAA
This is a messenger RNA of Anastrepha obliqua, 695 nucleotides long. It is a transcript of the gene RpL18A, whose product is annotated as 60S ribosomal protein L18a. NCBI's taxonomy places the organism in Eukaryota, Metazoa, Arthropoda, Insecta, Diptera, Tephritidae. The coding region runs from base 83 to 616 and encodes 177 amino acids. Gene Ontology annotation, cellular component: ribosome; cytosolic large ribosomal subunit. Gene Ontology annotation, molecular function: structural constituent of ribosome. The record is from RefSeq and is a predicted model, not a curated record. The transcript is spliced from 2 exons. Gene Ontology annotation, biological process: translation.